Molecule: messenger RNA, 504 nt
Organism: Diversispora eburnea
Lineage: Eukaryota; Fungi; Glomeromycota; Glomeromycetes; Diversisporales; Diversisporaceae
Source: the annotation of a GenBank genome assembly
AUGGGGGUGAAUCAUGAAGGCGGGGUAAUUGGUAAAAGGGAAGAACGAGAACCCGACCGAACAUUUUCCCAAACAGGCAAGACUAAUAAUAAUCGUAAAACUAAAGAAUAUCGGAAAGGACGCUUUACGGAAAAGGAAGAUCGGGACUUAACAAAAUUUUACAAUAUGUAUAUUGAUGAUCAUAGGCAUAACAUUUUUGCAGUCAUAGAACCUCUUCUGAAUAGAAAUUCUAAAUCUCUGAGAGAGAGAUAUUGCAAUCACCUUGAUCCAAAUAUUGAUCGUAGUGAACUUACCAAAGAAGAGAAGGCAAAAAUAAAAUCUAUUUAUGAAUCUCUAAAAACUACAUCAUUUUCCGAAAUUGCUCGUAUUCUUAAUCAGAGCAAUGCAAAAAGAAGUGAGAAACGUCGCACGGAUCUUUUAAUUAGAAAUUAUCUUUCUCCUAGAUUAAGAAAAGAGAAAAGAAUUAAAGAUAGAAUGUCAAUUCAAAAUAUAUUAAAUAAUUGA